This is a messenger RNA of Myxocyprinus asiaticus (Chinese sucker), 3413 nucleotides long. RefSeq names its product transmembrane protein 71-like. The transcript is spliced from 12 exons. The record is from RefSeq and is a predicted model, not a curated record. Lineage: Eukaryota; Metazoa; Chordata; Actinopteri; Cypriniformes; Catostomidae. The coding region runs from base 369 to 1223 and encodes 284 amino acids.
GAAAGCGGAUGUUUGUAUUACGCAGCGGAAUGUCUGUUCAGUUCAUUGUUUUAUACGUUUGGUAUUUUUAAAUGUGUGAAACCGUACUUUUACUCUCGGAACCGCUCGAUAUGUUUUCGACAUGUUUCUGAUAUUGUGGACAAAGACAGGAGGAGCGUCGCGUUGUGUCACGUCUGUACAAAACUAACCGACUGCUCAUAUAAUACAAAUAAUUUAAUGCCAGAUUUUGCGGAAUUAAAAGAAAACAUGCAAAGCGCUACAUCAACAAUACAUUUCAAGACGAUCACUGAAAUCCUCUGCUUUCUGUGCUUUUGAAUGUGCAGCGAGGAUCACCCUAAAGCACUCUGGGUUUGGCAACAGUGUGAUCCAUGGCUUUGUUCUUCAGAGGAGCUGUUACAAGUUCUCCGAUUAAGACCAGGAGCUUGGAGGCUGAACACAUUUGUCACAGUCUUGACUCCUCCUAUGAGUGUUUCUCCACCAAUCCGCUGACCGGCUCAGUCUGCGCAUGCCGGCGAAGUCCCCGUCUACUAGCCAACGGUUACUAUGUACUGACAGAGGACAGUUUUAGUACAGACGAGGAGGGUAACGUCACCCUGACUCCCUCACAAACAAGCGUCUCAUACAAAGAGAAUCUCGUCCGAAUAUUCAGACGACGGCGCCGGGCAAAAAGGUCAUUGGCCAGCCUUCUGAGUGAUAUGAGCCAAUCGUGCCAGUCCUGGCUAGAAGGAAGUGUCUUUAGAAGAUCUGACCCCAUCACUCCCCUCCAGUCAUCGUUAUGGGAGGUGGAAGAGCUGGAUCACAGCUAUGAGAAAGACACACCUAUCAGCUUCACCUACGAUCCCACAGAUCCUGUUCCUUCCCCUGAUAAAGUGGGUCCUCAAACUCAGCUUGAAGAGGAGGAGCCUCAGUCUGAGGCAUGCUCUGCCCAUGAACAAUUCAGCCAAUCAGUGAGCGGUCUUCUAGAUGUUCCUCCUCCGUCCAUGUGUCACCUCAACAGUUAUAGUCCAUCCAGCAAGACAUCAUCAGACACUGUGCUGCUGAAAGUCCUCUUGUUGACCAUCACUCUGUGCCUCUGCAUUGCCAUCUCCUCUAGGUGGCUGCUUGGAGGAGUUUCUGUAGCAGUGGCGUUCUUUGUUCUGCUUUCAUCCUUAUGUAUGUCUAAAUCUGGGACAGUCCGCUGGAGGAAACCAAAGGCUGAGGAUAUCACCUCUAGAAACGAGUGAGGAGGGGCCAUACAGACACAUAUAUACACCUGUGUGAAGUCUGUCCAAGAAAAGUGGAAGAGCGAGUACUGUAUGUGAAUGCACAUCCUGCAUUAGCAUUACAGUUUAAUUAUAGAUGAGUUUAUUGUGUUGGUGUUUUCACUGAUCAGCUGCAGAAUUCUAAAUAUGAAUCAUUAUAGAAAGUUCAGGCAGGACCAGUGAUGGAAAAUGUCACAGUAAAUUUUACAUGCUAAGAAAAGCAUGCAUUUUAUUCAAAUGAAUUUUGAACAUAUCAGUGCAGGACGAUCAUUUAGGAAAGGUUUAGUAAGUUUCCUUAAUUAAAGACUGGAUUGCAUUCUUAAGGAUUCUCUGAGAUUCAGUGAAGCUGCCUUGCAUUGUGUUUGUGAAUAUGUUAUCUUGGCUUGGCUGGGCUCUUCAACAUGGUGACUGGGGCAUAAUUUGCUUGAUAGUCUGAUUAGAUGAUCAGAUGCCCAUAUCAUUUAAAUAGCUUGCUGCAACACCCAGACAGUUUUAAUAGCAUUGAGGAAAUAUUAAACUUGUUAAUAGUUAAUCGUUAGUAGCAAAUUCUGUAUCUUAAGGAGUGCAGUUUUGCUUUGCAGAGAUGCCUCAUAUUUGUCAAGUGCCUUCGUAUACAAAACUUGAGUGUUUGUUAUUGCCAUUUGCCAGGGUUAUGCACACACACAUGUGUUGUGUGACGCAAGAGGGCUAAUAUUUUGAGCACAAAAGUGCUGCUAGUAGAAGUGCAAUAAUUAAUAUUAGUGUAUUGCAUAUCUGUAUUGACACUUAUAAAGCUCAUACAGGGACUUUCUCUAGAUAGUGAAGACAAUUAAACUCAGUUUGCAGGGGAUUGGUGCUGCCAAGGGAACCAUGUUCUAGAUUUACUCUAUAUUAUGUGUAUUAUUCUGUCAAAUUCGUACAAGGCAGCUACUCUCACAGAAAGAGCCUCACAAGAAGUUAGGACGUUACAGUGUUACCUGUCAAAUAUUAAAUAUUUACAAUAAAUAAGAAAAAGAGUUCUAUAUCAGCUAACGGAACCUGCAGGUCUAAUAGAAGCCGCCUGGAGGAACUGAAAUGGAUGAUUUAAAAAAACAUUUUAUUACAAAGACUCAAAGAGUUUAUAGGAGUUGAAUUGUGUUUUUAAAGGCAGCUCAGUUUUGAAGAAAGACAUUCACGAGGAAACAAAAGCAAAGCAAAAGUAUUUAAAGUAGAUCAAUUUUAGAGGUUUAAGGUACUAAAAAUCUGAAAGCGAACAUGUUACAGAGCCAGCCAAGAUGAAGAAGUGAAUUAUCCAGAUGUAUUUAGCUUGUAGCCAAUAGAUAUGUGUUAUAUUCUUUGUAUCAUGCUUUCAAUGUUUAAAGAAACUCUUUUUGUAGUGCCCAUGAACAAUGAAACAUUCAAGUGCAAUGAAUAUUACUGUAUAAACUAGUCAAAAUUCAAUGUAAAGUCUGUUACUAUUAUAGCAAUUAUUAUUACAACAAUCAGUUAGAUGAGGGUGAUAAGCAGUUAAUCAACAACAACAACAAAAAAUAGACACCCCCCCCCAAAAAAAGGAAAAAGGCCCAAAAGAAAAGAUAUGUGUAUUUUUGUUUAUUUACUUCAAAUUGCAAUUUGUAGUAUUCACUGGACACAGAGUAUAAAUGCAAGUUUUGUUUUUAGAGAAAUGGUUUUAAACCAUUGAUGAAAUUUAAUAUCAAAGUAUAGAGAGAAAGCUAGUGUGUAACAGAAGGGUUGUACUAAACAGUCCUCAUAAAAAUGUGUUCAGUGUUCAGUAAUCUGUUUUGUAAUUAUUGUAAUUCAUUUGUAAUUAUUGUCCUGCCAUUAAGCUCUGGUGACUGCAGUGAAACUGUAACUCCACAUAGACAACAAUCUGUGUCACAAUAACUGUAAAAUUACUGUAAAUACUAAAAAGCUUUAGUUAGUCUGUAUUCCACUGCAAUUGAAAGUGAAAGUUUUAAAUGUAUCUUCUUAAUAAAUACACUGUAAAAUGUAAUCUAAAAUUAAAUGCAUUUGCACAGAUAGAUUUUAACAUGAUAAAAUUAGCCAUGUUAAAAAGGAAAGGAUUAAAAGACCUUAAAGAUAAGAAGUCUUUGUUUUUUUUUAAUAUUUAUAUUUUUACAGUGUAUUUUGAAAAGAAAAACUUUUUAUUAAUUAUACAGUUUUGAAUUUCAUCAAUAAAGCAUUUUAUAUGUA